Polistes dominula (European paper wasp) is the source of this 463-nucleotide messenger RNA. RefSeq lists its product as uncharacterized. The record is from RefSeq and is a predicted model, not a curated record. NCBI's taxonomy places the organism in Eukaryota, Metazoa, Arthropoda, Insecta, Hymenoptera, Vespidae.
AAUUCAAGUAUAUUUAUCUUGCAUGUGUGUGUGUGCGUGCGUUUAUCUUUCAGAGACAAUUUAUUUAGUAUAAAGUGCAUUUGCGCAUCAAUAGGAUUAUUCUAUUUAACGCAUCGUUACUUUCUUUCCAAUAUAUGGUAUACAAUGGAAAACACAUAUAACUUUUUUUUCAGUACUUUACUUUUACAUACUACUAUGGUUAGUCCUGAUCCACCUAAGUCUGAUGAGGUAUUUAACUUUGACCAAUGCGAAUUAUUACUCGAAAUCUUUCAUACAAUUUAUAUGGAAAAUCUUGCAUUAAUUCGACUUGCUUGUUUACCACACUAUAAUCUUAAAAUGAGCCUAAAUGGUACAACCAAUACUUUAGAAGAUGAAUGAGACAUUACCUUUGUAUUAUUUACACGUUGAUCAUUGAGAAAAAUAAAGUCAUUCUUUUUAUAUGAUUAAUACAAAUUAUUAUUAA